UGUUAUGUAUUAAAAAACUUUUAACCAAAUUCAAUUUCAAGCUAAAAAUAUGAUUGCCCAUGAUUAUCUAGAAUAUUCUUAAAUUACACCCAAAACUUUAAGAUAUAAGUAAACUAGAUUUGAGAUAACAGUAAGUUGGUGAAGGCUGUGGUGUAAUGUGUGUGUGUUUAUGCUACUUAUCUUGACACAGUGAAGGUACCUGUCUAGGAGAACAUGGAUGCGAGUGUACGCUCAAUGGUCCGAGUGCCACGCACUAACCCCCAAAGCAAAGCAAGUCUAUUUUCAAGAUUAUUUUUAUUGUGGAUUAUUGACAUUAUUCGCCAGGGGAACAAAGAUGAUUUUGAACAGGAUGAUAUUCCAGAAGCUAUGCCCAAUUAUAAAUCUGAAAUUCUCUCCGCUGGUCUCCAAAGGCAGUGGGAGAUUGAAAAAGAAAGAGCUAGAAGGAAUAGAGAAAUUCCAAGUUUUAUAAGAGCAAUCAUAGCAGAAUUUGGUAUCGGAUUUCUUGCAAUGAGUAUUUUACAAAUUCUCAAAGAUAUAAUUUUUGUAGUGUUGAACCCCUAUUUGCUGGGACGUCUGUUAGAAUACUUCACACCAACUAGUACAAUGUCCUACUCUGAAGCAUUGCUGAUAGGACUGAUCCUCUGUAUUACCAAUUGUCUUGUUGGUCUCCUCUAUGUCCACUUUAUGAAUCUUGCUGUACUCUUCGCAGUUCGGGUCCGUGCAUCUUGUAUAGCUGUGGUGUAUCAUAAGUGUUUACGGCUCAGUCAGUCUGCACUCGGAAGCACCUCAUCUGGUCAGAUCAUCAACCUUGUGUCCAAUGAUGUUGCCCGAUUUGAAUUUGUGUCAUUCAUGCUAAUGCCAAUGAUCAGUGCACCUUUUAUGUCAAUUAUUCUGACAUACUUCAUUUAUAAAGUUGGAGGACUAGCCAGCUUAGUCGGUGUUGGAGUACUUCUUAUUAUCUUGAUAAUUCAAUUUAUCAAUGCCAAUAUGACUGCAAAUUAUCGGAUCCAAGUUGCCAGACAGACAGAUGAACGAGUCAGAUUGAUGGAUGAAAUCGUGCUUGGCAUUCAAGUGAUCAAGUUGUAUGCGUGGGAGAAACCUUUUCAGAUCUUCAUUGACUACACAAGGAAGUUGGAGUUGAAUAUUCUUCGUAAAGUAUCUUAUCUAAGGGCAGCCUUCAUGUUCUUCGUAGUAUUCUCUUCCAGACUGACGAUAUUCUGUGUUCUCCUCACAUUUGUUCUGUGUGGUUUACAACUGGAGGCUGUAUCUAUAUUUGUACUGAUGGUAUACUUUUCUCAGUUGGCUGGUUCUAUUACAGCUCUUGUAACAAGAGGAUUUGCAGAGAUAGCUGAAUGUAUGGUUUCUAUUAGAAGAAUCCAGGCAUUCUUGUUACAAGAGGAUUAUGUUCCAUUGAGUAACAGUGACAAAGAAAUGAAGACAAGUGGUGUGGAAGUGGAGGGGGAGCAGGCAGUGCUGCUGACAGGUGUCAGUGCCAAGUGGACAUCUGCAGGUAGUAUGACAUUGACAGAUCUCAAUGUUGAUAUCCGAGCUGGUCAGCUUGUGGCUGUCAUUGGUACAGUUGGUAGCGGCAAGAGUUCUCUGUUGAAUCUGUUUCUUGGAGAGCUGACAAAAACCGAAGGGAAGAUGAAUAUAAACAGAACUAUUUCUUAUGCAGCACAGGAGCCUUGGAUAUUUAGUAGUUCUGUGCGUCAGAAUAUACUCUUCAGGGAGGAUUACAAUUCUACUAGGUACAAAGCUGUUUGUAAAGUUUGUGAACUGGAAAAGGAUUUUGAGUUGAUGCCUCGAGGAGACAAGACUCUGGUAGGAGAGAAAGGAGCUGCACUUUCCGGGGGUCAGAAGGCAAGAAUCAACUUGGCCAGGGCUAUAUACAAAAAAGCAGACAUAUAUCUUUUGGAUGAUCCUCUAUCUGCUGUUGACUCUCAUGUGGGGAAACUCAUUUUCUACAAUUGUAUAGAAGAGUUUCUUGGGGACAAAACCAGAAUUCUAGUUACCCACCAAGUGCAGCACCUUUCUAAAGUGAAUCAUUUAAUUCUAAUGGAGAAUGGCAGAAUUUUGAUGCAAGGAACAUUCAAGGAGCUAAGACGUAGCCAUUACAACUUUGCAUCAGUUUUGGCAACUCCAGAAUAUGAGAAAAGUCAGUUUAAAUUUUUGAGUACAGAACCUAUCCUUCAACGCAACACUCAGCGCAAAUCUACUAGGAGUGAGAAGUCUUUGAGCAUGGCGGGUGAUGAGUUGAUAGAAUUUGAGGAAUUUGAGAAUGAACGGGAAGCAGAGCAGAUGUCAAAAAAGCCGUCUCUGGAAGUGUAUCGAGAGUACCUGGGUGCGGGAGUGAGUUCACUCUACUGUUUUGCAGUGGUUGCACUGUUUGUUGUCACACAGAUCCUCAUCAGCAGCUAUGACUACUGGAUAGCUUACUGGCUACACCAGGAGCAGGAUCGUCUUUACCAGCAUUCAAACACAUCUCUCUGGCCUACCACCACCUAUCUGGCCGUCUUAGCAGUCCUUCUCGCAGGGAUUUUUGUCAUCGCUAAUGUGAGAGGUGUAGCCUACUACACUGCCUGCAUUCGCUGUUCCCGAGGCAUCCACAGUCAGAUGUUCCAAGCUGUUAUUGGCACAUCCCUGAGCUUCUUCCACAACAACUCUUCUGGAAGAAUUUUGAAUCGUUUCUCCCGAGAUCUUGCAGUGACCGAUGAACUGCUUGCCAAGGCUGUAAUGGACAUGGGACAAGCAUUUGGACAAGUAAUUGGUGGUCUGGCCAUUGCUGUAGCCAUAAACUACUGGCUGACACUGCCCAUUAUAGUGCUCAGUGGUAUACUACUGGCUGCUCGUCACUUCUGUCUCAAGGCAUCCACCAAUCUCAAGAGGAUUGAAGCGAUUGCUCGGAGUCCUGUGUAUGCUCACAUCAAUGCCUCACUGCAGGGUCUUGUUACCAUCAGAGCACACUCAGCUGAGAAACUGCUGGAACAAGAGCAGUAUCGCUAUCUGGAUUCACAUACAAGUGUGACCCAUAUCUUCUACUACGUAAUGGCGUUUCUAUCAUUGGCUCAAGAAAUCAUCAUAAAUAUCUACGUGGCAAUUUGUGUUUUCUCCUUUAUUCUUUUCAAAACAGAUUCGUGGGGUACUGAUGCCGGCCUGAUUAUAACCCAAUCUCUUACUAUCAUGAACUUCCUACAGUGGGGGAUGAAGAUGUCAGCUGAGGUUGCUAAUCAGAUGACUUGUAUAGAACGCUCCGUGGAGUACAUGCAUUUGGAGUCAGAAGAAACUGACGGAGAUGAAACAUUAACUCCUGAUCCCAGCUGGCCUCAAUUUGGAAUGAUCGAGAUGAAAAAAGUAUUCAUGAGAUAUGAUAUCAGUGAACCAUAUGUCUUGCGCAAUCUUAACUUUUUGGUUCUACCACAGGAAAAGGUGGGUAUUGUUGGUCGUACUGGUGCCGGAAAGUCAUCUCUGAUCGCCGCUCUGUUCCGCCUGGCACCACUUGAAGGCUCUGUGAUCAUUGAUGCUGUGGACACCAAUACAAUUUCCUUGGAGGCUCUACGCUCCCACAUCUCAAUUAUCCCACAGGAUCCUGUAUUAUUCUCUGGAACACUCCGCACUAACUUAGAUCCCUUCCACAGAUAUUCAGAUCCAGAGCUGUACACCGUCCUGCAUGAGAUAAAAUUGAAUGAAAACAUAAAAAGGUCAGAAAUGCUACACUUGGACACUCAGGUGACAGAGGGGGGAGGAAAUUUCAGUGUAGGUCAGAGGCAGUUGGUGUGCCUAGCACGAGCCAUUCUGCGUGACAAUAAAAUUCUGGUUCUGGACGAAGCUACCGCCAAUGUUGAUCCUCAAACUGAUGCACUGAUCCAAAGCACGAUUCGCCACAGAUUUGCUCAUUGUACUGUGCUAACUGUAGCUCACAGACUGAACACUAUCAUCGACUCCAACAGAGUCCUUGUCAUGGAUGCCGGCUCUGUUGUUGAAUUUGACCACCCCCAUGAGCUGCUGAGCCAUCAAGAUGGUCUGUUCUUUAAACUGGUGCAGCAGACAGGGCCAACCAAGGCCAAGGAGCUGGCUCACAUUGCUCAGGAGAAUUUCAAGAACAAGAAUAGUUUUAAAGAAUAGUCUGAGUGAUGGAGAACAAGAUUUUAUAAUCAUGGGGAUCCUGUUCGAAAGUGAAGUGAUGGACAUUGCUUGUAUAUCAAUAUUUACUUUCUGGCUCAUGUUCGUAUACUUUGUGAAGAACUAUGACUAUUGGCGAAUCAGAGGUGUACCAUAUGUGCCGGCA
Messenger RNA from Homalodisca vitripennis (glassy-winged sharpshooter), 4285 nucleotides. RefSeq names its product ATP-binding cassette sub-family C member 4-like. NCBI's taxonomy places the organism in Eukaryota, Metazoa, Arthropoda, Insecta, Hemiptera, Cicadellidae. Gene Ontology annotation, biological process: transmembrane transport. The record is from RefSeq and is a predicted model, not a curated record. Gene Ontology annotation, molecular function: ATP binding; ATP hydrolysis activity; ABC-type transporter activity. Bases 214 to 4122 code for a protein of 1302 amino acids. Gene Ontology annotation, cellular component: membrane. The transcript has 29 exons.